Aspergillus ruber CBS 135680 is the source of this 1529-nucleotide messenger RNA. Its product is annotated as NAD(P)-dependent alcohol dehydrogenase. NCBI's taxonomy places the organism in Eukaryota, Fungi, Ascomycota, Eurotiomycetes, Eurotiales, Aspergillaceae. The transcript has 3 exons. The coding region runs from base 226 to 1365 and encodes 379 amino acids. Gene Ontology annotation, molecular function: zinc ion binding; oxidoreductase activity. The record is from RefSeq and is a predicted model, not a curated record.
GAUCUGCCCGUAAUGGUGUUUAAACCUCCCCGCAGAGCCAGAUCCCGGGCACCGAUGGGCCCUUUUUCCUUCUUGUGUUUGCCAUUCCCCACGGGGGCAGCGGGGUAAAAACGGGGGAAGGAUAUAGGAGUUGGGUGCUGAAGAGACGAAUAUAAAAGCCAAUACUCGAACCACGGAAUUCGUUUCUAUCAUCCAUUCAUCUACUUUCUCAUUUAUUCAUUCAUCAUGACUCAGUCCACCGAAGCACUGGUUGUCCACUCUCUCGGGGCGGACCCCGAAUUCACCUCUGUCACGCUGGACAAUUUGCAGCCAGGAGAGGCCCUCGUGGAGGUUCAUGCCACGGGUAUCUGCCACACGGACAUUGCCUGUAUGGAAGGAAAGCUCCCAGCACAGUUCCCUAAUGUGCUUGGACACGAAGGCGGCGGUGUGGUUCUCGAAGUCGGUUCGGCCGUGAAAGAUGUCAAGAAGGGAGACAAGGUCCUCCUCAGUUACAAUUUCUGCGGAGACUGCCCACACUGCGCAGACGGUCAUCCGGCAUACUGUGAGAGUAUGAUCCCGUUGAACUUUGGUGGUAAACGUCUGGACGGAACGCAGACGGUCUCUCUGACCAAGGACCCCUCGACUCCGCUGUUCGCGAACUUCUUCGGUCAAAGUACAUUUUCCCGCGUCGCCCUCGUUAGUGGAUCGUCUCUCGUCCGCGUUCCCGACUCGACACCGUUGGAACUUUUUGCUCCCCUCGGAUGCGGUCUGCAAACCGGCGCUGGUUCCAUCUUCAAAUCCCUCAACGUCAAACCCGGAAGCAAAGUGGCCGUAUUUGGCGCUGGAUGCGUCGGGCUGAGUGCAGUCAUGGCAGCCAAGAUCCGCGGCGCUGCUAUUAUCAUUGCAGUGGACAUCCAACAGGACCGUCUGGAACUGGCUCGUGAGCUUGGCGCAACGCACCUCCUUAACGGAAAGGACGAGAAUCUCCUGCAGAAGAUUCAGGAACUGUGUAAGCCGGGCAAGGGCGUGGAUUAUGCGUUGGACUGCUCGGGUGUGCUCAGUGUGAUCGAGACGAUGAUUCAAUCGCUGGGGAUGCGAGGACGAGCAACAAGUGCCGGUGCUCCUGCGCCAGGGCAAAAAGUAGCGGUGGAUGUAUUUUCACAUCUUGUCACAGGGCGAGAGUAUGUCGGUUGUCAUCAGGGAGGAAGUGUUGCGGCCGAGAUGGUCCCGUUCCUCAUCGAACAACACAAUCAAGGGAAAUACCCGCUUGAGAGGUUGAUCCGGUAUUACAACGUGAAGGACGCACAGCAGGCAUUCCAAGACAUGAAGGCUGGAAAGGUCCUGAAGCCUGUACUAGUUUGGACCGAAUCUGGUUUACAGAAUUAGGAUGCCAAGAGCGUAAUAUAUACUCAUACUUUUUUUUUUUUUUUUUUUUUUUUUUUUUUUUUUUUUUUUUUUUUUUUUUGGUAAUUCAUAAAAAUCCAUGAGCAUUUUUAAUGAUAUCGAAAGACAAUAAUAUCCCUCUUAUGUCAUGUUAUAGGAUGCCACAA